Messenger RNA from Dicrocoelium dendriticum, 2120 nucleotides. The record is from the annotation of a GenBank genome assembly. NCBI's taxonomy places the organism in Eukaryota, Metazoa, Platyhelminthes, Trematoda, Plagiorchiida, Dicrocoeliidae.
AAAUAGACAUCUCACUUUGGAACACAGAAUUACACAUCAGCAGACUGUGAGGUAUGGCCUCAGUCUAGGAUGGGACAAUAUCGAUUAUUCUGAAGGAUUCAUUGAUUUGUUCUUUCAAAGUACGACGUUUCUCAGUGUUGGCUAUCACCUCACUGGUCAGCUGUUCACAUGCGUAGAUUGCGUCGAACAUUCGCGCAAGCGCCGGCGCUACGACCAUCUGCAACAAGAGUACCAAUGGGUAGCGUCAGAAAUCUGGGGGUUGGGAACAACCAGAGUUCCUCUGAGAACCAGCCAGGAGUCAACGAUUUAACCAUCAACACCGAUGCGCAUCAAGAAACAAUCGGUUUCUCAACAGUUUCCGGAUCACUGAAUUCUGAUGCUGCCUCCAGUGCAAUAUCCGAUGAGGCUAUAGAGGACACUCCUAACACCGUUGGUCAGUUUGAAUAUGGCAGCCUCGAUGACGCUAAGUACGGGCGCAUUUUACGAGCUAUCAGAGAAGUUAUCUCGUGUUGUGCAUGCUAUUCCAGUUACACAAUCAUGAAAGAAUGUACCAAUGGACAUUUGAUUUGUCAAAACUGUUUUCUUACACUCAGACAAGAUGAAAGGCCACAGUGUCCAACUUGCCGUGCCAACCUAUAUUCCGAUAGCCGUAGGGCCUUGAUAGCACAAAAGGUAUUAUCAGAGCUUCCAGAUAUGUGUGUUGAUUGUAACACCCAAAUGUUGCACAAAUCCUUGCCAAGUCAUCGUCUGAACUCCUGCCCGAAGCGUAGAGUCGCUUGUGGUUUAUCUUCCCUGGGCUGCGAAUGGAUUGGAUUCGCAGACCAAUAUGACAUCCAUUUUCAUCAGUGCCUACUAAGAAAACAGCUGUCAGAACAUCCAAUUGGAAAUAAUCUAGACUGGCUGAUUAAUAAAUUCAAGAAACGCGAACAAACCAUGCGCGAAACUUUCCACUGUUUCUCAAACGUUCUGCGCCACCUAGAAUCACAUGAAUUACAGUCCGUCACCAUCACUUUGGCCAAUGUGUCUAAUAACGAGAAUGUAUUACAAUACCGAAGCGAUCAUUUUCACGUAAACCAAUCAAGAUGGACUGCCGAAAUAACAAUGAGAUUUCCAGUGGCACACGUACCUACAGAAACUGUUGCAGCCCCAGGGGAUGUAACCCAGUUGACAGUGGAAGAUAUCCGAUCUACUUCUACUGAUUCUAGCGUUGGAAUUGAUCAAAUCGACACGGUUACCUUACCAUUUUCAGGUAGCUCAGGCCGCUCACAAUCGCCAGUCAUGCGCCGGCGUCGCUGGCACAACGCUUCAGCGCUUCGCCAUCACCCAUAUCAGAUCACAAUCGGCGUUUCGCAAUUGCCUCAUAAUACUCUAAUCAAUCCUCAGGUUUGUGACUUGUCAAGUGUGCAAGAUUUGAAUGCGACUCGGAAUGUUGAUCAGGUCGUGUGCAACGAUCAUUCACACCUUGGGGAAAUCACGUAUCGCAUGCUGAAAGAAAAUAGUCCUGGGAUCGGUCGCAGAUCCUACGCUUUUUCGCUUUUGCAAAUACGAGUACCUGAUACAGGAAUUCAGAUUUAUGCCAGACCUCAAAUCCAAACAUUUCGAUUCACAAGCAGGGGCGACCAGUCGUCGGUGUUCAGUGUGCAUCCUAUUCGAUGGAGAUAUAUUAGCUCCCUGAAGGAAUUGAGUAAAUAUCGUCUUAUCCAAGCAGAACUAUUAGUUGCAAGGCGGAUUGCGGAAGAACAUAUGGAGAGCUGAAAUGUUUAACCGAGGUCGAACAAUGUUUUAUUAAACAUCAAUGUGUAUAUGAAAAGCUUACACGUCACCCUGUGCUCCAAUAGAAUCUAACGUCUAUUGGCACUUCCUUGGUAAUUGUAACAUCAAUCGAUAAAUCUGGAUAAAAUUUACCGGAAUACUCUGAUACUGAGUUAUCUUUUUGCUUGAGAUAAUGAUUGGAAAAUGAAAUGAGGUCAGGCACACGGUUCUGAGAUAAUGUCCCAUCAUCAUUCGUCAAAAUCUCUGGAGCAAAUAUACUUUCAUCAGCGUUUUACGAAAUCGCCGAAUCUGUGCAUCUUGGAAAUCGAUGCGCAUGAACUAGUAUGUCAGCGAUAUUACCAAUUUGC